Aspergillus alliaceus is the source of this 2956-nucleotide messenger RNA. RefSeq lists its product as uncharacterized. Bases 458 to 2854 code for a protein of 798 amino acids. The transcript is spliced from 5 exons. Gene Ontology annotation, cellular component: Mon1-Ccz1 complex; intracellular membrane-bounded organelle. Gene Ontology annotation, biological process: vesicle-mediated transport. The record is from RefSeq and is a predicted model, not a curated record. Lineage: Eukaryota; Fungi; Ascomycota; Eurotiomycetes; Eurotiales; Aspergillaceae.
CCUCCCGUAUUUUUUUCAAGCCUCUUCCAACCCUUUUACCAGGCCUACAGACAACGUCAAUGGAGGAAAUCCGAUCUGGUCGGUCCAAUUGCUCCUUGUGGAGAGCUUUCAAGGAAGCUAUGCUGAACUCAUCGGACCCGCAAAAGAGUAUUCUGAGGGGCUCAUAGGACCUUGUCGCAAAGAAUCGAUACGCGAAAGUUUGACCAAUUCCAGCGCGUCUGUAUGAACAGAGCGCCCCGGGGCCCCGAGGGAGAAACAUGACGCAGAAGACAGCGUAGGAGCUGCUACAGCAUACCUACUUCUCCGGUUGAGACUAAAGCUCCGGAAAGCUCUCCGAUCACUCGAACAAGCACGUGAUGUCACCGCAUCACAACCCCAAGCCGAUCAGCGAGAUAUUCCCCAUCUUUGUCUAUUGCGCCCGCUGACUGUGAGUUGCGGCUCAUGUUAGAAUGAUGCGAUGUCAGUGAGCGACUUUGCUUCGGUAGUUCCGGCGCAACUUGCAUUCCUAACUAUAUACAACCCCCUCCUCGGAUCGACCGACGAGACUAUUCACGAUCAGGUCGUCUUCUAUACCUCCAGGUCAGACCGGCUGCAACGAGGUGAAAGAUCUGCGACUCAAAACGAUGACAAAGAAUCUAGUGAUGAGUGGAAUAAAAGACUACGCCAGAUAGGACUGGCGCAGGGCAUGGUGAGCUUCGCCAGGAACUUUUCAAGAGGACAGGCUGUGGACUACGUGGAGACAGACAAAUCGCUUAUCGUGCUACACGAACUCGAAAAAGAUUGGUGGAUUUUAUCUUCCAUUGAUCUGACUCGGCUUCCAACCGACCCCUCUAAUGGGUCCUCUUCGCAGCGCAAUGCUUCAGAGACACCCUCAUUUUAUUAUUCUUCGCGGGAGAUGUGUCCUUCGCAUCUUCUAAUCCAGCAACUACGCCGAGCGCAUUCCAUUUUCCUCCUCCACCAUGACAUCACACUCGACGCUCUAUACCAGCGUGUUGGCAGGUCCACUUUGUGCGCCCUUCUAGAGAACUUCUGGCUGCAGUUUGCUUGGAAAUGGGACGUCCUUUUAAGUGGGAAUCCUGCUGUGGACGUUUAUAAUGGCAUAAAGCUUUCUGCGGGAGGCGAACUUGGCGUUGGAGUUGGCGAGGAAGAGUGGGGAAGCGGGGAGAGAGAGGUGUUCGAAGACUUUGUAGCAAGGACAGAUGGCCUUGUGGACCUAGUGGUUUCUCGGUUCGGCGAUGCUUACACGGCUGGCGAGGACGCUACAGCCGCAAACCUAUCGGCAGACCUUACUGGCGAUGACGACGAUGAAGGUCAAUGGCUUGGCUCAAACACUUAUCCGCAACCAUCAGAUGGUGUUAUCUUCUCAGGUGUAGGGACGCUUUCCAGAUCUUCUGUGGUACGCAUCUCACAAUGGAUGGAGUGGAUCUACAGAUACGGCUUCGACACCUAUGGAGUGGGUGAAGACCCAACAUCACCACGGCGUCGUAAACGCCGGAGACGACGAGGCCGUUCUGUAAAAGAGGCCAAUGUCAUGUCGCAAGGCAGAGAACAUUCCCCGCGGGAAGACAUGGAUCGCAGCUUCUCUCCAGGUAUACCACGCCCGCUUGUGAUGGGAGCAUCGCAACCAUCCCAGCCUCAGCCAGGAUCCGUUAGGGCGAGUCCGCAUUCAAGUGGUGAAAGCUCCCCUGCAAGAAGUGACAAAGGCACCGACUGGGUGGGGUUUACAGCUGGUACAUUUGUGAAAUAUCUCACUCUAGGAUAUGGUUCACCAUGGAGCAUGUCCAAAACACCUAGCCCACACCCCCGCGUUGAAGCACUGAAGCGAGAAGACGACUCGGUCGGCGCAAACAAACAGAUAGUAUCACCUACUGGAACUCAAGAGGCGCCCGAAGAGAGCCCUUCUAAAUCUGCAGCUCCUCCCAAACCUCGAAACCGAGGUAAAUUUAUCAUUGGUCUACAGAAUGUGCCAGCCAGCUAUAAUAAUCAACCCCUGGAUACUUCUGAUCCGGCAAACACUUCAACCGAAAGAUUGAAUAAAAGGAUAACUCAGAGGACGUUACAUAUGCACCUAGCAAUUCCAUCAGAAGAAAACCCAACAAGCUCAAUACAGCAACGAGCAGUGGUCUACAUACACAAGCCAUUCAUAUACACCUUUCUAUUCGACCCUCAAACUUCAUCUCUGGCAGACCCAUCUCUUUAUGACAAUAUCCACAAUCAGCUAUAUCCUCUCCAGGAAUCACUCGGCAGGUCAACAUCGCCAGCAAAUGCAGCAGUUAGAAUCUCAAUAUCUGGAAAUGCAUUCGACAUCAGUCAACGAUUUUCAGCCGAGAACCAGCCAGUUUACGAUCUAGUCUAUGAUCCAACAAAUCUAACGAUCCGCUCUUCAAUCCCCAAUAUCCCCGAUCUCGGUUUCUCCCCUCUAGGAGCCCCCCGAGAAUCCAGCACAACACCCUGGUCCCGUGUCGAAAGCCUCAACAUCCACCACCGCUUACUGAGCACCUACAUAGAAACGCGAUCCCGACCGCACGAACUAGAAAGAACCUGCAAAACCAGUCGGGGCUGGUGGAUCGUCUGGGUUCGCAUGUCUGACCCAUUGUAUAAGCCAACCGGUAACAACAGCAGCACAUCUCAUCCCGAUGACCCUCGUCAGGAGGCUUUCGUGAUUCGGAGGGCAAGCGACCAUGUCUCGGCGUCUUCGCAUGCUCGCAUUAAUAGUAGCGGAUCUCGGUUCUUCCGGGAUCUAGGCGGUGCGACUUCGCCGGGACUAUCGGAUAUGGGACCAGGCAAGCUGGUUGAGGGAUUAGGUCUAGACGCCAGACGGUAUAUUGAAAAUAUACUCAGUUUGAAUAAAUGAAAACAUGAAUACAAUUGACUUGGGCCUUUUUUUUUCUUUUUUCUUCUCCUGUCUCCUGUUUUCACGUACCGUGUAAGUCGUAAUACUAGAAAUCUAUAUAUA